AUGGAAAUGGAUUUGGAAGAAUCUAAAUCCAAACAAUUGAAUAUUGUCUUGCCAAGUUAUUGGAAGAGAAAUACAUUUACAUCCUAUUCUAAAAGAUAUUACAUUGUGGAUGUUACAAAAUAUUUGAAGAAUACUAUUCAAGGUGUAAUUGAUAUUUCUUGUAAUUCAACAACUCUUGGAAGUGGAAGAGAUCAACAAGUGAGAAUGAACUAUUCCAAAAUGGUUGUUUCAAGUGUUUCAAGAAUUGAAAAUGCAUCACUUUUCACUUCAUAUAAAUCAAGAAUGAAUCAUUUGACAUCUUAUCAAGAUCCCCUGAACUCAAUCCAAGUUCAAACAGAACAAUUAGCAAAAACAAGUAAAUCCUUUGAGUGGAUGAAAACAGUUGGAUUGAAUGGUGGAAUGAAUGAAAAAUAUUUAUGGCAUGGAACAAAACCAGAAUUUAUUUCAAGCAUUUCAGAGCAUGGAUUUGAUGAAAGAGUUGCAAGUUUGGGAGGUUUAUUUGGAGCUGGAGUUUAUUUUGCAGAAUAUUGUUCUAAAAGUGAUCAAUAUUGUACUCCAGAUCGAAAUAAUGAAUAUUCUCUAUUCUUAUGCAGAGUUUUAUUGGGAAGACAAAUCUAUUACACACCUAAAAGAAUGACAAAUGAAAGAAGACCUCCAGAAAUUAACGGUACUAACAGAAGAGUCUUUGAUAGUGUAAUUGGAAACUCAAAUGCAUCAAAUAGUGCAUAUAGAGAAUUAAUUGUUUAUGAUAGAUAUCAAUGUUAUCCUGAAUAUAUCAUUAAAUAUAAGAGGCAAUAA
This is a messenger RNA of Naegleria gruberi, 798 nucleotides long. RefSeq names its product TCCD-inducible-PARP-like domain-containing protein. Gene Ontology annotation, molecular function: NAD+ poly-ADP-ribosyltransferase activity. The transcript has a single exon. The coding region runs from base 1 to 798 and encodes 265 amino acids. NCBI's taxonomy places the organism in Eukaryota, Heterolobosea, Eutetramitea, Acrasida, Naegleriidae. The record is from RefSeq and is a predicted model, not a curated record.